CUAGACAAAAGAGUCGGUCUCGCCUCCUCACACCCCACUCGACAGGCUCCACACCGGACCACCUCGCCGCCACCACCGCCCCGCCGCGUCCCCCGCCGCGAUCAACCGCCACUUCCCCCUCGCCUCUCGCCGGCGGCCUCCCCGCCACCGCCAUGCAGGCCCGCGUCGUCGUCUUCCCCAUCAGGGGCCGCGCCUGGUGUUUCGCCCGCCCGCGCCCCGUCCUCCCCGCCACCUCCGCCUCCGCCUCCGCCGCGGGCAGCGGCGCUCUCCCGCCGCCGCCCACCCUCAAGGACCUCUGGCUCGGGAUCUCCGCCGGCGGCCGCACGGCGCCCGAGAACGCCGAGGCCGUGGCCGACUUCGUCGCCGACAAGAUGAACAGGGCGUGGAUUGGUUUCGGCAGCGCGCCGGAGGGAUCAGUAAAGAGGCGGAUCCACAGCUUUGGGUUAAAGCUGCUUUCGCGGGUGCGGCCAUCAGAGACUCUGUUGAAGUCACUGACCAAGGAUGUCUCCAUGCUUGAAAUCGUCCACCCUGCAAGUAUAAAUCCUCGUCUCGUGCGCCGACGCCUGCGGCACAUUGCUGUUAGGGGUGCAGCUAUUCACAAAAAAUAUCUGUAUGGCAGCAUUUGCAUGCUUCCAGUAACGAGCGUUUUCAUGGUACUGCCUUUGCCAAACAUACCAUUUUUUUGGACGCUGUUUCGAGCUUAUUCUCACUGGCGAGCUCUCCAGGGAAGCGAGAGACUCCACUUGCUAGUUUCAGACUGCUCAGGUGAAGGGAAAACCCUUCUCGAGAAGAAAAAUGGAAUGAGUACAAGAAAGGAUGACGACUCACAGUAUGCUCCGUGGAACUUUCAGCCAUCACAGAAGCUCGAUGGGUUCCUUAAGAGGAGAGGCUUGGACCAGGGUCUGGAUUGCGACACUAUUUCAAGGAUAUGCCAGACGUACGACUUGGACAAGGUUGAUGUCCUGAAGUACAGGGAUCUGGAGUGGCCUAGCUCAGCUUCUCGCACUACCUAGGGUGGGCUAGCUCAGCUUCUCGCACUACCUAGGGAUUCUUUGCCCACCGAUGUCUGUACGGUAAAACAACUCUACUGGAUGAUAACUGCUGGAGGGUGAUCAGGCUGGAUCUUUUUUGCUUGGGACAUGAACAUUUAACCAGCAUGGCGGAUCAUGCGGUGCCCGCAUCAAUCUGCUGUUAGCUUAGAAAGCUGAGAAACUAAGAGGACCUCUGAAACCGUAGCAACCCCAUAUGGUGACCCCCCCGUUGCUCUGUACCCAGGGUGUAAAUAGAGUUUGGUGGUGACCUUCUACACCUGCCAUUUCAGCACCUCUGGGUGAUAGGAGACUUUACCUGCUCAAAUCAACAGCUGGGUACUGAGGUUGAACAUGACCUUUUUUAUUUUUGUUUUCUUCUAUCCAUGCAUCUGAAUUCUGAAUCCAUCUUUGGUCAGAUCUGAAUCUUGCCAGGAUCUUGUCUCUGCAAAGCAAGCAAAAAGAAACUGGUCUUUAUGCUGA
Triticum dicoccoides is the source of this 1511-nucleotide messenger RNA. RefSeq lists its product as uncharacterized. The record is from RefSeq and is a predicted model, not a curated record. The transcript is spliced from 8 exons. Gene Ontology annotation, cellular component: mitochondrial inner membrane. Bases 153 to 1013 code for a protein of 286 amino acids. Lineage: Eukaryota; Viridiplantae; Streptophyta; Magnoliopsida; Poales; Poaceae. Gene Ontology annotation, biological process: potassium ion transport; proton transmembrane transport.